CCAAAACAUCUCCCUUUCCUUCAACCCCACAAAAACAACCCAAAUCUCCACCGGCGAAACGACACCAAAAUGCGCCGUUUCGUACCCUCUCUUCUCAUCCGCCAUCGUUCCCUUCACCACCUCCAAAACGCCGGUCCUCUCUGCUCUCACUUGAAAUCGCGGUCCGUAAUCCGGUUCUCGGGACCCGAAACAAUCAAAUUCCUUCAGGGUCUUUUAACAAACGAUGUUCGGCGAUUCGGUGAACCCCCGCGUGAAGAUAACUCCCCCGUUCCUACGACAAACGUGGCCUCUGUCGUAGUUCCUCCUAUGUAUGCAGCUCUUUUGACGCCUCAAGGAAGGUUUUUGUAUGAUUUGUUCUUGUAUAGGCCGCCUCGCGCCGAAGAGAAGCUCGAUAGGACUGGGUCGGGUCCGGGUCGUGCGUCUGGUGGGUCGGUGGAGAUUCUGGCUGAUGUCGAUGGCUCGAUCUUGGAUGAGUUGUUGGCGACUUUUAAGAAAUACCGGUUGAGGUCUAAGGUAGAAAUUGAGAAUGUGGCAGAAGACUUCUCUUGCUGGCAGAGGUAUGGUCAGAACCUGUUUGGAAAGACACCAACUGUUGAAGAACCAGAGGCUGCUUCUGUUGGUUGGGGAAUUGGUGUUGAUGGUUCUGGCACAACAGCUUCACAUGGCAAUGAUGUUGGAUGGCAAUGGUUUAAGGAUCCCAGAUUGGGUUGUCUAGGUUUUAGGGGGAUCUUUCCAUCCGGUACAACACCACCUUUAGUUGAGUCUGAUAAAGAAACAGAUGAAGAGAAUUAUCUUCUGUGGAGAUUAGAGAAGGGAGUUGCAGAGGGCUCAACUGAAAUUCCAAAAGGAGAGGCAAUUCCACUUGAAUACAAUUUCACAGGCCUAAAUGCAAUCAGCUUUGAUAAAGGGUGCUAUGUGGGACAAGAACUCAUAGCUCGUACACACCACAGGGGGGUUAUUCGCAAGCGCUUGCUUCCUUUAAAGUUUCUUGACGAAAAUGGAAAAGAGGUGGAGGGAAAAGUUGCCCCUGGUUCAGAAGUGAUUAACACUGCCUCCGGUAAGAAGGCAGGGACUGUGAUCACUGCACUUGGCUUUUGUGGAAUGGGUGUCUUGCGGCUGGAUGAAGCCUUCAAAGGUUUUGGCUCAUUGACACUACAAGGACAGGAGGAUGUGAAGGUGGAGGCCAUUAGACCAGAUUGGUGGCCCACAGAAUGGUUUCAAGAACAUCAACAACAUAGUGCCGUUGCAUAGACUGCUUUGCAUGCCUUGAUAGUCCUCCGGAUGUUGGCCUGGCUUGGCACCUCACACGGUUAUAAGCAGCAGUACAACUUGUUGGAACUUUCUUUUAUAACUGCUAACUUGUUUACAUUUUUUUGUUCUCACCAAAGAAAGAAAAAAAUAAAAGGAUGUUCUCCAAGGGAAACGUCAUAAGCCUUAAAAAUGUGCCUUGAGAAAACUUGGCUGGUGUUGGUUCCAAUCGUGGUACAUUGAUGCUCCAUAAUCAGUUCAUCAUAGUCCAGGAGAAAACUUGUUUGCUGGAGAGCGAAUAGGUAUCCAAACUAGAAAGGAAAGAACUGCCACACUAUGGAAUCGGGUGAUUACCAUUGUUUAUCCGCUACUAUAUAAUACCUGCUGUGAGGAAAUAAAUGUGAAAUCAUCGUAUGUUGUAUCCGCAA
Molecule: messenger RNA, 1676 nt
Organism: Theobroma cacao (cacao)
Lineage: Eukaryota; Viridiplantae; Streptophyta; Magnoliopsida; Malvales; Malvaceae
Product: Glycine cleavage T-protein family
Biological process (GO): iron-sulfur cluster assembly
Cellular component (GO): mitochondrial matrix
Molecular function (GO): protein binding
Source: RefSeq, a predicted model, not a curated record